Dalotia coriaria is the source of this 1873-nucleotide messenger RNA. RefSeq lists its product as uncharacterized. The record is from RefSeq and is a predicted model, not a curated record. Lineage: Eukaryota; Metazoa; Arthropoda; Insecta; Coleoptera; Staphylinidae. The coding region runs from base 250 to 1779 and encodes 509 amino acids. Gene Ontology annotation, cellular component: nucleus. The transcript has 5 exons.
CGAUAAACGAUAGCCGUGUCCGAUUGAGUACAAAACAUAAACAUUGCGUUCACACAAUAAUUUACCUGCGCAUCUCUAUGUAAAUACAUGGUUGUAGUAUUCGCAUGGAAUAUUUCUUUUAUACGAUAAAAAUUCAAGUUUUUUUUAUAUGCCUCGUUUUGUUUUGUGAAGAGCCAACUAUGAAUGUAGUUAGAUGAGAAUUGUUGCAUGCGGUAGAAAUGCGGUAUAAAACUAAUAACCGCAUUUGAAAUGGAUGGUUAUUUGUCAAACGUUUGCAGAUAUGAUAAUUGCGGAAAGACGUUUGAUAAUAUUCAUAAUUUAAUAUUGCACAUUGAGGCAGUUCAUAUAGAUUUUGAUGCAGAUCAAGAUGAAAUCAAGAACUACUUGGAAUCUGACGACGACGAGUUUCCUACCAAAGGCAUCCCCAUGAGUUUAAUUUUACAAUAUGGCAAGGAUGAGGACAUAGCUGAAGUCAGAAAAAAGGAGGAGCAAUGUUUGAAGAACAAUGAGUUCAAAAAUGAUGAUGUUUCUCUUUUGGUCCACGACACAACAACGGAUCGCCCGUUAAAGAGGCCGAUAAGUAAAGCAUACUGGUAUGGUCCUGAUAUGAGCCCGCCAGAACCGAUUCAGGAUUGCGAUACAAAGAGUGUGAUGAAUGCGGUAAAGAUUAAAAAAUACGCUUGUCCCGUGCGGGGUUGCACUAAAAGCUACAAAAAUCCUAAUGGGAUGAAGUAUCACGUGAUGAAUUCCCACGAUCUGAACGGCAAUUUUAUCAAACCAGUUAAAGAAAAAAAGGAGUACAAGUGUAGCUACUGUAGCAAAGAGUACAAGACAUUUCGGGGACUACAGACUCAUAUUCAAGCACAUCAACAACCCUCGCCACAACCUCAAUCCGAGAUACAACCUUCUUUGAUCAUGCAGCAUCACGGAGUACCAUAUUAUCCGAAUGUAGAACCGUCACACUUAUAUGAUCAAGAUCAUAUGAGGCAACAAGCAAAUAUUUCCCAUGGACUUCCUAAUGUGACAUCUGCAAAGUUCAAAAGAGAUUAUUUCCUUCACAAACGCUAUUUAAAGAAUAAUGAUGGAAUAGAUUACCCAGGCGAACAUUUCCAAUCAUCAAUGCCAUCAAGUUAUAAUUCUACUUCAACUGCUGCUAAUGAAUAUUUCAAAUCAAGGCAUUUUGAUCCAGUUGUCAUGCGUAGGAAUCCAUACUUGAGUAUUGAAGGACCAGUUGCUUCACAACGCAUGAUGCUACAGCAUCAGUUGACUAGUCCAGGGGCUUCAAAUGUGCUCCACAAACAGACGUGUGACGGUCCUCCCGCCGCUCAAGGAUCUUCCACAUGUGAGGAAUACUAUCCAAUUUCAAAUCAUGCAGACGCAGGUUCAAAUGUUGGUCCACGUAGAGCAGUACCUAAAUGGGUUUAUGAUAAGUCUGAUUAUUAUGGUGGAUCUAAACAAAAUUGUGAAGAUAUUGCCAGUCACCAGGAUAACUACGUCGAAUAUAAUCCAAUGAACAUGCAUAUAGCUCAGUUAAAGAAUCAAAUGAUUCAACAACACAUUUACGAAAGGCAGGGAAUGCCACGAGUUGCAAAUCAUACUGAGGAUAAUGAUUGUAUUCAUGAACGAUUGAAUAUAAGGAGGAAUCUUAGUCAGCAUCUUCAAAAUGUUCCGAAUUAUCAUCAGUUGGAUACUAUUAAAAGGAAAAGAAUUGAUUUCGAAGAAACAGCAGAAGCGCAGUACAAGCAAAAAGAGCCGCGGACUGGUGAUAUUUAUGAUUAACACAUAAAUAGUCGUUUAAUUAAGAAUUUAUUUAUUUUUGUUAAAUUUUUGAGAGAAUACGCUUAUGUUUUUAUGAAUAUAAAAAUGAAACGCA